UCCCACUUUCGACGUUUGUCACUUUUUGACAAACAUGUUUGACACUUUUAAAAUAAUUCUACAAUUAUUUAAAUAUAUAUUUUAAAAGAGUUCUAAGCUAGACCAUAAUUUUUUCUUAAAUAAUGGCCAGCCUUUCGUCACGUUCAUCUAAAACCUCAAAAGGAUUGGUACUUUCUCCGGAUAAUAUUAUUAGGCUCAGCAGCGAGCACAUCAAGGCAGUUGAAAAACUUGUGGGCAACAAGGACAGUAUUUAUAAGUUGUUUGGAGAGAUUGAUCCACCUAGAUUGUUGACUCUUUGCUACCUAUCUCUAGGAAUCCUAGAUGAUGAAGGCAGAAUUGUGGGUGCGUUGUUUCUCCAGCCAUUUCCCAAUAUUCCUGCUAUGCCUACCACAGAUUGGAGCCAUUGGAUCCAAACGAAAUACGGACUUACCGACGCCAUUAGUAAAAAUACCGUGUGGAUACAUUUGGCGAUUAGCGAUCCCAUUUAUUACAUGAUAUUUUUUAAACCAAUGCUGCAACAUUUGUUUAAAUCGAUCAUGUUCUUGAAGUACGCUAUCAUGAUUGUACCGCCUGGUAGACAUAGACUCGAUUUUACUUUGAAUUUGGGCGUUCCUGUAAUAGCUCCAGAUUGCAGAAAAGGCCAGAGUUCGUACCUGUUACUAUUUUGUAGAAGUACUUUUAGCACAGUGUAUAAGAUAAGGAGGGCCGUAGAGGAAGACAACGAUGAUUUGGUACCAUUAAUAGCAGCUUAUUCCACAAGAUUUACGGAACUAUAUGGAGAAUAUUAUUUCGCUGAAAUUUUAAUGAACAAAGAAAUGGGGAGGCAAUUAAUAGUAGCCGAGUAUCAAGGUUCUGCUGUGGCGGUUUUAUGUUUGAACAAAGUUGUUAACUACGAUGUACUAAAUGAAGAGUUUGAACUUGUACCGUAUAAUGGUUUAAGAAAAUCGCACCCUGAUGAUUACGAAGAUAUAGAUUUUGAGUAUCGCCAGUCCAGUGUCGAAAAAAUAUGGCGAUCAAAGGCUGAAGAAGAUACCGUUUCAAGGAUUACAUCCAUUUUCGAGAAAAAAUCGGUAUCAGAAUCGUUUAAAAUGGAAGAAGAGGAAGAAGUAUUUGCCCAUGUUUCGUACUCGGACUCUGAUGAAUUUUCUAUAGUCUUUACUUCAGCGUCAAUGUUUGUUUUCCAAGAUGAUGAAGAAAGCCUCGGGGAGAAGGGUACGGACCUACAAGGAUCGACAGAUUCAACACAAAUUUUAUCACAGUAUACUAACAUAUAUCAGAAAGAAGCACAUAGGGAUGAACAACACGCAGCAGAUCAACACGCUGAUUGGAUCUCAGCAUAUUCUGCCUCGAAAGCAUUUAUCCAAAAACUUCCCGAAUAUAAAGGGGAAGAGAACGCCUUCGUUUUGGAAAUAGCUGCAGCGUUACCAAAUCACGAACAAGGAAUCAUGGAACUUUUCGAUGCAGCAUUCGAUUGUAUACCGGAUAGAGAUUAUUGCGUAAUGGCUGUGCCACCUACGGUUCCAGUAAAUAAACUUACUAGGUUUUUUACUAGAGUACCACCUAGAUCUAUGGGUACGUUUCCAUUUGAGUUGUAUGUUAUGCACAGGAACGCUAUGUUGGCAAUUAUCGAAGUUGAUACUGCUAACAAAGAUCACGAAAAUUCAGUGAAAGCACUUUUAUCUACAAUUCCGAAUACUCUGAAGAUCAUAGAACAAUUUGAAGAUUCUAUCAACAACUUAGGUAGUCCAUAUACCUCAUUCGUUGCUCUUACGGAUGAUCAAAUUUUCGGACUGGCUAUUGUUUCAGAAGAAAGAGAUCUUGAAUAUUUGCAGGCUCAUUAUGAUUUAAGUCCUCUCAACCUCAAAAUGUAUCGAUCUGGUUCACGUGGGUCUUUAGAAAGCCUUUUAUUGUCUCCAAUAUUUCAGAGAUACGAUAAAUUCUUCUUAAGAGAAAUUCACAGAUUAUGUGAAUUUGACAUAUUAUUCUACAGACACUCUGCUUAUGAUAGUUCUGAGAGUUACAGAGAUAGGCCAAUUAUGAAUCUUUUAAUGGACUUUUUACCCAUAAUGCCCAUUAUAGAACCUCAAUAUGACAUGGAUGUUUUAAACAACGAAGAAUGUGCUCCAGCAUAUAAAGUAGUAGAAAAACAAGAAGCAUUCGCCCUCUAUGUUUCUACACUACCCCUUUCCAGUCUCGGCAAAAAUGUAGUAAACACAAAAAUUUUAAUAAUAGGAUGUAGUCACACCGCCUUAUCAUUUCUUCAAGCUCUAUUAUUCAAACAAACCCCAAAUUAUAUGGUGACAUAUAAUAAUAUAACGUUAUUAUGUGCGAACGGAUUGACUCAUAACAGAGUAAAUCCGAAGAUCAGAGACGUAUUUAUGACUAAGAAAAAUUUUUGGGAUUCGCGAUAUAUGGAUAAAAUCAGUUUAAAAACAUAUAUUAAUUUGGUCCAUGGCAAAAUUACAAAACUAGACAGAAAAGAGAAAUACAUGAUAAUAAAUGGAAAUAAUUUCAUUGACUAUGAUUUGCUGUUUUUAAUGACUGGAGAGCAAUUUCAUAAACCCCUGAAAAGCAAAUUACCCUUCAUGGAAAGUCCUGAUAACGUCCUUGUUAUCAACAAUGCUCUGGAUGCACAUAAUGCUCUUCUUAGACUGAAGCACCUUUAUCAUAAAUAUAACGAUACUAAUUAUAUAAUAAUCGUAUAUGGCCAUUUUCUUCAAGCACACGCCACCUUGAAUGGUCUUAUAAACUACGGUAUUCCUGGAUCUCAUUUGGUGCUCAUAGAACCUUUUCCGUACGUCAUGGCUUUGGAAAAAAGGCAAAGGCAUAAUGUUUCUAUUUACAAUGAUCCUGAAAUAGAUAUGGCUGUUUAUGAACACUUUAGAAACGAGGGAAUUAAAAUUUAUUCGUCCUUUUACUUCAUAGAAUGGAGUUAUGAACCCGAAAAUAAUGUAAUAACGAGAGUCAAAUUUGAAUCAAAACACAAAAUGUUGGAACUCGAAUGCAUGGCCUUCUUUUAUUUCCACGAAAAGGAAAUCAGUCCGAGAAUAUUUAGAGUAAUUAAUAAUGCAGGACUGGUGUACGAUGGCAGACUUGUAAUAGACUCAAAUUGCAAAACAAACGACCCCAAUAUUUACGGCGCUGGAACUUUGACGAAAUAUUCGAGAAAAUAUUAUUCGCCAAAUAGUACCCACAAAUAUUAUAGUCGAAUAGAAAUCGGCAGGCGUUUAGGAUUUCAAAUAAGAGAAAUGUUAAUACAACAAAAAAUGCGUAAAUGGGACCAGGAGGCAUCAGCUGGAUGGAAUUUGCGCAUUGAAAGAGGUGAAUUGCUGGUGCCGAGGUACGCUGAACCUAUUAUGAGGUACUGUAGACUUCCAGGUGGUCUCUAUUAUUUGUCUAUCGUGAAACCGGGUAAACAAAUACCUUUGGAAACUGCUGUUUGUAUGGAAAACUACGGAGAAUUGCUGGUUACUGGAAAUUGUAGAAAUUUAAGCAAACAAGGGUAUUUUCAAUUGCAUCUAAACGAAUAUAAAAGAGUGGAAACCAUAACAUGUUUACACAAACAGCCUAUAGAUUACAUCAAUAUCUAUUGCCUUUGGGGAAAACAUGAAAAACUAUUAAACAAUUUGACUUUAAGGUUUGAAAUGGUCCUAAUUACAGACCUUUUCGAAUAUUUUAAAGAACCCUGGGCUUAUGCUAUUUAUCAUGAAAAAUUCAGCCAACUCAUGGAUGAACUCAACUUGCUGAUGACUUCUUAUAUGGGCUCAGGUGAAGAAUCAUUAAUUAAUGAACUUAUUAUUCUUUAUAAGAAGAGUAGAUGGCGUAAUUUAUCGAAAGAAGCGAAAGACAUCCUCGAAGAAAAAUUCCUCUCUUUGGGAUACCCCAAAAUGAUAGAAAGUAAAGUUUUGAAUUUUAUAAAAACCAAUUUACAUCAUCUACCGAUGUACGCUCAUCCAGAUGUAGUUAGAGAAAUACUAAACAAUUUCAAUAAUAGUCCAUUAUUUACAGAAUAAAAACUGUUCCGCAA
Psylliodes chrysocephalus is the source of this 4027-nucleotide messenger RNA. The record is from the annotation of a GenBank genome assembly. NCBI's taxonomy places the organism in Eukaryota, Metazoa, Arthropoda, Insecta, Coleoptera, Chrysomelidae.